Molecule: messenger RNA, 351 nt
Organism: Symbiodinium natans
Lineage: Eukaryota; Dinophyceae; Suessiales; Symbiodiniaceae
Source: the annotation of a GenBank genome assembly
AUGCGGGCCCGCCGCGCAGUUCCGUCUUUCAACUCUUGCCGCCUCCCUUUCAGUGUCGCGCUGUCCAUUUGCGGAGCCACGGGCAGAGCCUCCCGCAAUCAGGCUGCAAGGGUGGCGCGGUGUCUUGAGCUUGCGCGCUUUCCGCCGCCGGCCAGCAUGAGACAGCGGGCUGCCAAGUUCGAGUUGCAAGCGCCUUACGAAUCUUGUCAAUCCCUCUGUCUGAGACUGCUUUGGAGCUCCCCUGCCUGUGCUCCAACUUGGAAAGGCCUGGCUCUGCAGCUCGGGGCAUUGUGCAACAUGAAGGCUGAUGGCCUUACCAUGUGGGCCACACAGCCCUUCUGUGUCACCUGA